This is a messenger RNA of Histoplasma mississippiense, 477 nucleotides long. RefSeq lists its product with no specific name. Lineage: Eukaryota; Fungi; Ascomycota; Eurotiomycetes; Onygenales; Ajellomycetaceae. The record is from RefSeq and is a predicted model, not a curated record. The transcript is spliced from 4 exons. Bases 1 to 477 code for a protein of 158 amino acids.
AUGGCCGAGAACUUGCCGCUAGGCACGCGGCACCGCGGUGCCGGAAUUGACGAUGUUUUGUGUUGGAUGCUUUCUUGCUGCCUGCUCAGCGACAUAACUACCUGUGAUUUGCUGCUGGUGAAAACUCCCUGUCAGGUAGUCUGCUAUUAUUGGCUCCCUGUAAGCGCCCAACGCUCAAAUAUUCUCAACUCGUUGCUCAUCAAGACUAUUGUUAAAAAUGGAAAAAAUCUGGACGUGAAAUAUGCUACCCGGACGACUGCAUGGGCCCGACUGCUUUUAGCAAAAAAUGUACAGCAGGACUUUGUCAAAGCCAUCGAGAAGGCGGAUGUUCCUGAGGGAGCUGCCAGUGCUACCCUAGCUAACAACAAGAUUAGCGAGACCGAGCACCCUAGUGAAAGUGAUAGCAAGGAUCACUUCACCACUGUUUACGAAGAUGAAAAUGGAGAUCACAUCACUACCAAGCACGUUUAUCCUUGA